CCCCGGCCCUCGGCUCCAGGGCGGGGCGGAGCGGGCUGCUCCGAGGCCCCGCCCCCGCCUGCCGCCACCAGCCCCGCCCCUCCCGCUGCUGCCGGCUCUCUUCGGCCCCGCGGUGCGGUGCGCGCCUGCGCUGGCCCUAGACUCGGAGCAGCCAUGAUGGAAGGCCUGGACGACGGCCCCGACUUCCUCUCGGAGGAGGACCGCGGACUUAAAGCAAUAAAUGUAGAUCUUCAAAGUGAUGCUGCUCUGCAAGUGGACAUUUCCGAUGCUCUGAGUGAGAGAGAUAAAGUAAAAUUCACCGUUCACACAAAGAGUUCGUUGCCAAAUUUUAAACAAAAUGAGUUUUCUGUUGUUCGGCAACAUGAGGAAUUUAUCUGGCUUCAUGAUUCCUUCGUUGAAAAUGAAGACUAUGCAGGUUAUAUUAUCCCACCAGCACCACCAAGACCUGACUUCGAUGCUUCAAGGGAAAAACUGCAGAAGCUUGGAGAAGGAGAAGGGUCCAUGACAAAGGAAGAAUUCACAAAGAUGAAACAGGAACUGGAAGCUGAAUAUUUGGCAAUAUUCAAGAAGACUGUUGCAAUGCAUGAAGUGUUCCUAUGUCGUGUGGCAGCACAUCCUAUUUUGAGAAAAGACUUAAAUUUCCAUGUCUUCUUGGAAUAUAAUCAAGAUCUGAGUGUGAGAGGAAAAAAUAAAAAAGAGAAACUUGAAGAUUUCUUUAAAAACAUGGUUAAAUCAGCAGAUGGAGUAAUUGUUUCAGGAGUAAAGGACGUAGAUGAUUUCUUUGAGCAUGAACGAACAUUUCUUUUAGAAUAUCAUAACCGAGUUAAGGAUGCAUCUGCUAAAUCUGAUAGGAUGACAAGAUCCCACAAAAGUGCUGCAGAUGAUUACAAUAGGAUUGGCUCUUCGCUAUAUGCUUUAGGAACUCAGGAUUCUACAGAUAUAUGCAAGUUUUUUCUCAAAGUUUCAGAACUAUUUGAUAAAACCAGAAAAAUAGAAGCACGAGUGUCUGCUGAUGAGGACCUCAAACUUUCUGACCUUUUAAAAUAUUACUUAAGGGAAUCUCAAGCUGCUAAGGAUCUCCUGUAUCGAAGAUCUAGGUCACUAGUGGAUUAUGAAAAUGCUAACAAAGCACUGGAUAAAGCAAGAGCGAAAAAUAAAGAUGUUCUUCAGGCUGAGACAUCCCAACAAUUAUGUUGUCAGAAAUUUGAAAAAAUAUCUGAAUCUGCAAAACAAGAACUUAUAGAUUUUAAGACGAGAAGGGUUGCCGCAUUCAGAAAAAAUUUAGUGGAACUGGCAGAGUUAGAACUGAAGCAUGCAAAGGGUAACCUACAGUUGCUGCAGAACUGCUUGGCAGUGUUAAAUGGAGACACAUAAGCCACACUCCGCCUUUGGUUAAAAAGGCUGCCUUCCUUCAGAUUUUAUUUUUGUUUUCUUAAUGAGAUUAGGCAUUUCUGCUCACUGGAAACAAAAGAAACAGCUGACCAAGUGCGUCUACUCUCCUUUUUUCUGAGAAGGCGAUGGAGCGGUGCCGUCCACGGGGUUUUGCGGGUCCGUCCGUCGUGUGUGGUGGAACGCUGCCCUCCUGCAGCUCCCCGUGUGCUGCCUGGGAACGGUUGUCCAUCACCGUUGCGCUCCUCCUCUUCCGAAGCGCCAGCGUUCAUGUCCUUUUUUAAGUAGCCUCUGUAACUGUCUUUAUUUUCUGAAUAGCGUUCCUUAUGGCUGCCAAUCUUAUUUCCCUUUAAGUAAUUUCUGAUGUUUAACCCUCUCAAAGAUGCAUUGUUCAGACAAGGAUAAAGGUUGCCAUUACCUUUUGUUUUCUUUUGGUGUUUUUGUUAUGUUUUUGUUUUGUUUUGUUUUUUUAAAAAACAUUGUAUGCCACCUUAGUUCAUCCAUGUAUCCUGGUAAAAAGCAUCUUAAUCAGACUUAUUUUUAAUUAAUGAACAUUUCUUAGAAGUUUUGGGACAGACUUUAUGUAAUCUUUAUAAGUAUGAUUUCUGAUGAAAAGCGACUGCAUUAGUAUGUUUGCCUUAAACUUGUAGACUAAACCGACUAUUGUCAAAUAAAACCGUGGUAACAGUGAUAGUUUUUUAACUCUGUGGUCAUUGUAUCACUCUAAAAUUUGGAGUAGCUAUAAUCAAUCUACUCCCUCGUUAUGCUUUACAGUGCAGGUCUUCUCUCUUUUUUCUCUGAAAAUGGCAUGUUGAACCAGGUUCACCAAUCCCCUUACGAAAGAAUGAACUGCUUCUCUGUGUGCUCUCACGCCUUUCCUAGAAGAUGGAAUUUGGCAGGGGCAGGUUCGAAACAGCUGUUUCUAAAAUACAGGAGGCAGACAGAAUGGUCCGUCUGUGAUGGUUUCCUGAAUUCCAUCCCCUAGCCGGGCCAGUUAACGCCUGCGACGACGCCAUCGAGCCACUUGAAUAGUUCUACUAGUGUACGGAUUGGUAUGGAGAGAGAAGGAGUGCUGUAAGGAACAGCCCUCGUGAGGGGGGGGGAGGGGGGGGGGAGCGGGAAUUGGAAUAUUUGGAAUGGAAGGCUCCAAAAAGGAUACUAGUUACAAUACAAAUAUGAUUGGCCCUUUUUAUGUGAAGUAUCGCCACGUCAUUUCUAAUUUAAAAUUCGAUUGUGUGGUUUGGUUUUUUUCAACUGUCUAACUUUUCUUCCAGUUGGAAACCACAGGUAUUUGGGUUGGUCACCUUGUAGGUGGGUUCCUCGUUUACAUUUUCCCCACCCCUGGUCUAGGUCUUCUGAGUAGUCACCAUGAUCCCAGCCUUGCUCAUCCAGCAUGUUCUCUUGCCUUACUGGUGUGCUGGUUCAACGUUUCUCUUCGUUCACAUGGCGUUGUUCCCUGGUUAUUCCCUGAUGUCGUUUGUACUACCCCCCCCCCCCCCCCCCGUUUGCCUGAGAAAUCUGUGUGUUUGGCCCUCCUGUCUGUCCCCUUCACUGGUGAGAAGACGCCCACGGCGAUGCUCAGCAGUGGAUGAACGGGACAGAG
Acinonyx jubatus (cheetah) is the source of this 2992-nucleotide messenger RNA. RefSeq names its product sorting nexin 6 (gene SNX6). The coding region runs from base 154 to 1374 and encodes 406 amino acids. Gene Ontology annotation, cellular component: endosome. The transcript has 14 exons. The record is from RefSeq and is a predicted model, not a curated record. NCBI's taxonomy places the organism in Eukaryota, Metazoa, Chordata, Mammalia, Carnivora, Felidae. Gene Ontology annotation, molecular function: dynactin binding; phosphatidylinositol binding. Gene Ontology annotation, biological process: intracellular protein transport.